CUGCAACAUCUGCAAUCAACUCACUCAAAUCUACCUAUCCAAACAACCCCCAACCAAUUCUUCAUCAUGCGUUUCACCGGCCUAACCGCAGUUCUUCUCGCAGCUCUCGUCACUGAUCACGCUCACGCUGCCGAGCGCUGCACCAAUCAGCUCACCAACGACUGGUCCCGCCGCUACGAGGCUUGGUCCAACACCUGGGUCCCUAACGCCGAUGCCGUCUGCGGCAAUCUCUGGGCUAACCUUAACCGCUACCCUGAAUGUGCUGGUGUGAGCGACCAGUACUGCGGUUACGACAAUAGCGGUUCUUCGCUCGUCUGGGCGUUUACUACUGGAAGUGGCUGCGAAGCGCGAUCGGUGAUGGAUUCGUGGUAUUGGGCUACCAAGAACCAGUGGGGCAAUAUUGAUUGCAGGCAGUGA
This is a messenger RNA of Fusarium redolens, 417 nucleotides long. RefSeq lists its product as uncharacterized. The record is from RefSeq and is a predicted model, not a curated record. The transcript has a single exon. The coding region runs from base 67 to 417 and encodes 116 amino acids. Lineage: Eukaryota; Fungi; Ascomycota; Sordariomycetes; Hypocreales; Nectriaceae.